Beta vulgaris subsp. vulgaris (sugar beet) is the source of this 4205-nucleotide messenger RNA. RefSeq lists its product as hypothetical. The record is from RefSeq and is a predicted model, not a curated record. Gene Ontology annotation, biological process: response to red or far red light; negative gravitropism. NCBI's taxonomy places the organism in Eukaryota, Viridiplantae, Streptophyta, Magnoliopsida, Caryophyllales, Amaranthaceae. The transcript has 2 exons. The coding region runs from base 2331 to 3758 and encodes 475 amino acids.
UCUUAGUUAAAACACAAUGUAACAAAUAAAAAGAAAGAGAGGGAGUAGGAUUGAACUCUUUAACGUUAAAAAAAAUUACAUGUCAGAUGCGGGUAACUUACUAUUCUAAAUGAUCACUUCUGCUUUUGCGAUCUAAAUUAAGGUUAAACCUUGACCUUUGUUUAAGGUCAAGAUAACACAACCUUGUUUCCAUCUCUAAUGCACAAAUAGUGUGGUUAGAAAAUGUCAUGACAUUAGAAAUCUAGCACUCUUUUUCUUUGUUACAGGGGAAAUUUGGAGUCAGGGCCCACGUGACUUUAAAAAAAUAUGGUGUAAAUAAUCAGAUGCAGUAUAUAUUGUCUCUGUACUGAAGGAUUCCCUGACGAAUUUGGGGUGGUCCUGUCUUUAUAUUUUUUUGCAGAUGUGGGUCACACGGUGACAAAUGACGGGCUUAAUGCAUGCAUGCUCAUUUUUUUUUUUUUUAAUACUUUUUAUGCAUGUUUAUUUUCUCUUUUUUUUUGUGUGGGGGGUGCUUUUUGGAACCUAUGCAUAUGGAUGGGUUUACACCGGUUUUUUUAGAGAGCUUCAAAGAAUCCUAAAGAGAUCUAAUUUCUGAAGAUAUUAGAUAAAGUUACUGCUAUGUAGUAACAUCCAGAAAUAAAGUUGUAGGAGUACUGGAAAAAGCUAAAGGAGGGGUCUACUGCAUCAUACAUUAACUUUACAUUAGAUCUGCAUAAUCUCUAUGAUAGCAAGUUGCCCCGCUUGCACAUUUUCUUUUGAUUUUAAUAGUCCUCUCUGUAUUUAUUUUACUUGUGAGGAGUACCAUAUCUGGCUUUAUUGUAAAAGACCAAAUUAGCCCGUUCUGUAAUUAGUACCUCUAUAUUCCCCUGAAAUAUUAACUGUAUCCAAUAAACACAAUAAGCAGGACUGUGAAAGAAACAGGAACACUAAAAACAUUCCCUCUCCAUGUGGGGUAAUAGUGCUAAUAGAUUAAACAGGAACUACUUGUUCUAAAUAGUAAUUACCCUUCUUUCACUACUAAUCAUUUUUCUAUUGUAUUUAUUGGUGGGUUUUUGAGAGUCAACCUUUGUACUAAUCUUCACUAUUUAGGGAUGAGGUUAUGUACAUUUAGCAAUUUUAGGCUUUUCUUGAUUUAACAUUCGAUUGCAAUGUGGGAUAAUGUGGAUGGAGUUGGUGGUGAUUGCAUUGUCUUGAGAUUUGAGAAAUAUGAGAUUUGAGAAAUAAUUUUUAGCAAUUUUGGGGAUCCCAUUUACUAGUUGGACUUAAUCAAAGUGAUUCUGAACCUCACUCUUUAUCUGGACGAAGGCCGCAAAUGAUGUUGGUACUUGUUUGUUGAUUAACAUCAGACUAGCAGCUAACAUAUUUUCAUCAGUCUUAUUAGUCUGUUUGGAUGGGGGAAUAGGGAGGGAUACUCUUCCCUUGCUUUCUUUCUCCAUCUAUUCCCUACCUUUCCGUCCAUAAAUGCUAUUCAAACAAAGUUCAUGCUGAUGAUUGUAUCUAUUUUUGGGUUUCUCUGCUUAUUAGAAAUGAUUGAAUGAAUAUUAGCGUAUAUGUUCCUUUAAAUUCUUUGAAUGGUCAAAUAAGAUGGUCCACCUCUGGUCCUCUUGUGCUUUCCUCACCUACUACCCCAUUUUUUUUCCCCUUUUGGAGGGUUUAUGUCGGUUUAUCUUGUGGCUUCAUAAAAUAUUACUAAUUGGUUGUGAUGUUGGGAAUUCUUAUUUGUUUUGAAAGGCCAAAAGUUGGAACAUAAUAUUGGCUUUUGUUUUCGCGUACCCGCCAUUAGAGUUUUGGGGAAUUCUUUUGAGACAUAAUGAUGCAGGGAAUUCAAGGUCUAGGUUUAUGACCAUUGAUGUAGGCUGAUUUUGUAUUAGUAUAUGUUGAUUGUCUCCGUAUGAAGUUAUUUAGAAAUUUGUAAGGAAUUUAUUUAUCAUUAUCCUUGGUUUUGCUUACAUAGGAUUCUACAUGUUCAUAAUCCCAUGGCCUUAUUUGUUUUUAUAAUAUGAACACACAGCUCGAGGAAUCUUGAUAAAUAAAAUAGUCUAUCUAUUGUUUGCUAGUUUGUUCAAUAUACACAAGUGGCAGUGAUCAAGGUGUGCUCGUCUUGUCUUGAUGCCAGAACUUCUGGGAAAUCUUUAAAUAGUACCUGUUCAUAAUAUGUCUGUUCUUGGAAACUCAAACCAGCUUCCUUCCCUUUUCCAGAUUUGAAUUAGCUUCGCUAUGAAGUAUAGAAUCAUAUUUACUUUUUUUUUUUUUGGAGUCAAACACGUGUGAAGUGUACGUGGUAGCAUUGAGAUCGAGAAUUACUGUUUAUUGGCACUACAAGCAUAUAAAUGGAUUCAGUCAAGCGACAUGCAACCACUCCAAGUAAGAGUAGGAUAGCCCGGGCAAUCUCCAAGGUCCUCCAUGUUCGUAUGGUCACUGGGAUUACCCCAUCUGAUGGGCUACAGAGAAUCAAAACAAAAGAGAAGAUCAAGGAAGUAAAACCACAAGAAAAGAUCAGGGAAUCAAAACCUCAUGACAAAACCAGGGAAGUGAAGCCCCAGGAAAAAAUCAAGGCUGAGCUAGUUCAUGUUGUUCACUGCAAGUUGGGUGAGAAACAAGAUGAUGAAGAGCUUGCAGAUAGGAUUGCCCGGGAAGCUGUUCUUGCUAAAACAUUUGCUAGCAUUUCUUCUAUCAAAGCUGCAUAUGCUCAGUUACAGUUUGCACAGUCUCCCUAUGACGCAGAAGGUAUUCAAUCUUCUGACGAGAUGGUGGUCUCUGAGUUGAAGACCUUGUCAGAGGUGAAACAAUGCUUCUUAAAGAAACAGUUUGAUCCAUUCCCUGAGAAGGGUUUACUCGCAUAUGAUUUACAAGAGCAGAAGAACAUGGUCAAAACUUAUGAGAUAACAGGGAAGAAAUUGGAGUAUGAGGUUAAGAUGAAAGAGUCUGAAAUUACAUUCUUGAAGGAGAAACUAGAGGAGUUCAAGAAAGAGAAUCGGUUGAUUGAGAAAAGACUGAAUGCUAGUGGCUCACUCUCUGUCCUCGACAAUCUUCACAUGUCAGGUUUAAGUCCUAAUCAUUUCAUUCCUGUUCUCCGGCAAACAGUAAGAUCCAUUCGUGCUUUUGUGAAGCUAAUGGUCAAUGAGAUGCAGUCUGCCGGGUGGAAUUUGGAGGCAGCGGCCAAUGUUAUCCAUCCCGGUAUUUCAUACUGGAAGCAAGAGCACAGAUGCUUCACAUUUGAGUCAUUUGUAAGCAAAGAAAUGUUUGAUAGUUUCCACAUUCCGAAUUUCGCACUCCCUAACGAAUCUUUACCAGAAAACAAGCAGCGACGAAGGCUAUUUUUCGAGAGAUUCACCGAAUUAAAGUCUGUUAAAGCAAAGGACUAUCUUUGCCAGAAGCCGAAGUCAACAUUUGGAAAGUUUUGCCGGGCUAAAUACUUGAGGCUUGUGCACCCAAAGAUGGAAUCAUCCUUCUCUGGGAACUUGACGCAGAGAAACCUUGUGAAUUCUGGUGAGUACCCAGAAACUACCUUCUUCAACACAUUUGCAGAAAUGGCAAAGAAGGUAUGGCUCCUUCAUUGCUUAGCAUUCUCUUUCGAGCCUGUGGCCUCGAUAUUUCAGUUCAAGAAAGGGUGUCGUUUUUCGGAGGUGUACAUGGAAAGCGUCUCCGACGAGGCAUUCUUACCAGAUUCUGAGCCAUCCGUGGCCUUCACUGUAGUUCCUGGGUUCAAGAUUGGUAAAACAGUUAUUCAGUCACAGGUCUAUCUCUCUGGAGUAUAACACACCUUGGGGAGAAGGAUCUUGUGAUUUGAUCGGAUGGUGUAGAUCUGAUCAAAGACAACGGGAAUAUGACGUGGGCCCGCAAUUGAAGUGGAGGCCAUUGUUAGAUGAUCUUGUUAGGUCCUUGUGGCUCAAUUAUGAAAGAAUAUGAUGUCCCCUUUUUAGUUUACUCGUUGCUGAUAUGCUAGAGUGUGGUGUGGGGACUGAAGCUGCUGUGCAUCAUGGUUACUUGGGCCAUUUUGUCCCUUAAUCUUUGGCUUUUUUAAUUGUUCAAAUGCAAAAAGCGCAAUUGACCGUUGUGGGGGCAUUGGGAAGGGAAAGACUAGUUUAAAAUUUUCUGAUUUCUCAAAGAUUAUCACUUCGCCCAAAUUUUGUUAAUACCUAGGUCGGAGUUGGGCUACUACUCUUUGUACUCGUAAAUCGUAUAAUAUAAGUAUAUUCGUACCA